AUGCUCGAAAAUCUUGUAUCCAGACACAAGGAGUACACAUUAAAAGCUGAUUAUCCUACCGUAGACGAAGACAGGACGGCAGGUGUAUGCCCGCAGGCAAAGGUCUUGCCUGAUGACGACGUAGACGACUCGUGGCGUUGUACUGAUUCGCUCGACAAGUGGUUGACCAUGAAGACGACGUUGAAUAGGAGGAGACGGCGAUGUGCAGCGGCUCGACAUAUACAACAACGACUUGACAUGGGUUCAGCGGCUCGACAUGGGUUAAGUGGUGAGGCAUGA
Necator americanus (New World hookworm) is the source of this 279-nucleotide messenger RNA. RefSeq lists its product as uncharacterized. Lineage: Eukaryota; Metazoa; Nematoda; Chromadorea; Rhabditida; Ancylostomatidae. The record is from RefSeq and is a predicted model, not a curated record. The transcript is spliced from 2 exons. The coding region runs from base 1 to 279 and encodes 92 amino acids.